AUGAAGUGGAGCACUGCCUCGAAAUUUCUCCUUCAGCUUCUAGUCUGUACUGCCCACAGCGCUAAGUCAGUUCCCUCAGACGACGUGUCAGUGCAGGUUGGGUACCAUGUGGUCUUCUCGUAUCCAGGUCUCCAGCCUCCGACUCAUCUCUUUGACCUGAUCAAAGAAGGCAAAGUGGGAGGUAUCAUCCUCUUCGGAGAAAAUGUCGGCAGCAAUCUCUCGACAAUCGUGGACCAAUUCCAAAGCACGUAUAAAGAAAGCCCCUCGUAUGCCGGCACUCCUCUUCUGAUCAUGACCGACCAAGAAGGGGGGAAGUCCGUCGCUUGCCCGGCGGACCUGAUAUUUGGGCAAUCGUCCGAUCCUCAGGACGCAGCAACGCAGGCCGGCAAUGAUGCCGCUAGCGCUCUUCAAGCGGACCAUCUCAACACCAACCUGGCUCCCGUUUUGGAUGUAUAUCGUCAGGCAGGAGAUUUCGACGACCAAUAUGGACGAUCGUUCGGCAACACAUCCAGCUUGGUGUCAACCUGUGGGACUGCGUUCGUAAGCGCUCAGCAGUCAGCCGGUGUCAUUGCCACUGCUAAGCAUUUCCCUGGUCUUGGGACUGCUAGCACCAACCAAGACACCGAUGAGGAGCCGGUCACCCUCAACGUGACGCUCAAUGAGCUUCGUUCUGUAGACGAGGUGCCGUUCACCAAGGCCAUUGCGGCAGGCCUGGACAUGGUCAUGCACUCCUGGGCUUUAUAUCCAGCUUUGGAUUCUCAAUAUCCCUCCGGGCUCAGCCAGAAAUGGGUUCAGGGUGAGCUGCGAGGCAGGCUGGGCUUCAUGGGUGUGACAAUUACCGACGCCAUUGAGGCUGGUGCGCUUGAGGCGUUUGGCACUGACGCAGAACGGGCAGUUCUGGCCAGUCAGGCUGGGAUGGACAUGAUCCUCGCCUCGGCAAGGAAUGUCACGCAGGGGGAGAGUGUAGUUGAUGCGCUCGUCAGUGCAUUGAAUGAUGGGACUCUGUCUGGAGAUUCUUUCAACGAGGCGACCGAUCGAAUCCUGGCUGUCCGGAAGAAGGUCACUGCGUGA
Messenger RNA from Penicillium lagena, 1071 nucleotides. Its product is annotated as putative glycosyl hydrolase. Lineage: Eukaryota; Fungi; Ascomycota; Eurotiomycetes; Eurotiales; Aspergillaceae. Bases 1 to 1071 code for a protein of 356 amino acids. Gene Ontology annotation, biological process: carbohydrate metabolic process; peptidoglycan turnover. Gene Ontology annotation, molecular function: hydrolase activity, hydrolyzing O-glycosyl compounds. The record is from RefSeq and is a predicted model, not a curated record. The transcript is spliced from 2 exons.